Molecule: messenger RNA, 5236 nt
Organism: Tyto alba (common barn owl)
Lineage: Eukaryota; Metazoa; Chordata; Aves; Strigiformes; Tytonidae
Gene: INTS2
Product: integrator complex subunit 2
Exons: 24
Coding region: 36-3680 (1214 amino acids)
Biological process (GO): snRNA 3'-end processing
Cellular component (GO): integrator complex
Source: RefSeq, a predicted model, not a curated record
GCAGUUGGGCGCGGGGAGGAGCCGCCGCCGCCGCCAUGGCGGAGUGCUCGGGGCUGCAGUUCGUCAGCCCUUACGCCUUCGAGGCGAUGCAGAAGGUGGACGUGGUGCGCCUGGCCGCCCUGAGCGACCCCGAGCUGCGGCUGCUGCUGCCCUGCCUGGUGCGCAUGGCCCUCUGCGCCCCCGCCGACCAGAGCCAGAGCUGGGCCCAGGACAAGAAGCUCAUCCUGCGGCUCCUCUCGGGCGUGGAGGCGGUCAACUCCAUCGUGGCCUUGCUGUCCGUGGACUUCCACGCCCUCGAGCAGGACGCCAGCAAGGAGCAGCAGCUCCGGCACAAACUAGGAGGAGGUAGUGGAGAAAGCAUCUUGGUGUCACAGCUUCAGCAUGGGUUGACACUGGAGUUUGAACACAGCGAUUCGCCUCGUCGGCUUCGUCUCGUACUGAGCGAAUUACUGGCAAUUAUGAAUAAGGUGUCGGAAUCAAAUGGUGAGUUUUUUCUCAAAUCUUCAGAGCUCUUUGAGAGUCCUGUUUAUCUGGAGGAGGCAGCAGAUGUUCUCUGCAUUUUGCAAGCAGAGCUGCCAUCGCUGUUGCCGAUAGUUGAUGUGGCUGAAGCUCUGUUGCAUGUUAAAAAUGGAGCCUGGUUCCUCUGCCUUCUGGUGGCCAAUGUUCCCGAUAGCUUUAAUGAGGUCUGUAGAGGUUUGAUUAAGAAUGGUGAACGGCAGGAUGAGGAAAGUGUUGGAGGCCGUCGUAGAACAGAAGCACUUCGGCACUUGUGUAAAAUGAACCCUUCCCAGGCUUUAAGGGUCCGAGGCAUGGUGGUGGAAGAAUGUCAUCUGCCAGGUCUUGGUGUGGCUUUGACCUUGGAUCACACCAAAAAUGAAUCUUCAGAUGAUGGAGUGAGUGACCUGGUGUGUUUUGUGAGUGGUUUGCUACUUGGAACAAACGCAAAGGUUCGAACUUGGUUUGGGACUUUUAUCCGAAAUGGCCAACAGAGAAAAAGAGAUAAUAUCAGUUCUGUGCUUUGGCAAAUGAGGCGGCAGCUGCUCCUGGAGCUCAUGGGAAUCCUUCCCACGGUUCGCAGCACACACAUUGUUGAAGAAGCAGAUGUUGAUAUGGAGCCAAAUGUGUCUGUGUAUUCAGGGCUGAAGGAAGAGCAUGUCGUGAAAGCCAGCGCAUUGUUACGCCUCUAUUGCGCUUUGAUGGGAAUUGCUGGGCUGAAACCAACUGAUGAAGAAGCUGAACAGCUACUGCAGCUGAUGACCAGCCGGCCUCCCGCAACUCCAGCUGGUGUUCGCUUUGUAUCUCUUUCCUUUUGUAUGCUUCUGGCCUUCUCCACUCUUGUCAGCACCCCGGAACAGGAGCAACUCAUGGUAAUGUGGCUUAGUUGGAUGAUAAAGGAAGAAGCUUACUUUGAAAGCAUUUCUGGUGUGUCUGCUUCUUUUGGAGAGAUGCUUCUCUUGGUAGCCAUGUAUUUCCAUAGUAAUCAGCUCAGUGCUAUCAUUGAUUUGGUCUGCUCCACCUUGGGAAUGAAGAUUGUUAUUAAACCCAGCUCACUCAGCAGAAUGAAGACAAUCUUCACACAGGAGAUUUUCACCGAACAGGUUGUUACAGCUCACGCAGUUCGUGUGCCUGUUACAGGGAAUCUCAGUGCCAACAUUACUGGGUUUUUACCUAUUCACUGCAUUUACCAGCUUUUAAAAAGUCGAUCAUUCACCAAACACAAAGUAUCCAUUAAGGACUGGAUCUAUCGGCAGCUCUGUGAAACCACCACUCCACUCCAUCCUCAGUUGCUCCCUCUUAUCGAUGUCUACAUUAACUCUAUCCUUACUCCUGCAUCCAAAUCCAACCCAGAGGCCACAAAUCAGCCUGUCACGGAACAGGAGAUACUGAAUGUUUUUCAAGGACUCUCUGGGGUAAAUCCAAAUUUUUGUUCUCAAGAAUCAGGAAUGCAACAUGACCUUUGUAUGUGGUUUUAUGUACAGGGAGAAAAUACUCGUCUUACUCAACGAUACAGCAUCACAACACAAUUGCUUGUCCUCUACUAUGUCCUGUCGUACGAAGAAGCACUUCUGGCAAAUACAAAGAUACUAGCUGCCAUGCAGAAAAAACCCAAGUCUUACUCUUCAGCAUUAAUGGAUCAGAUUCCAAUCAAGUACCUCAUCCGGCAGGCACAAGGACUGCAGCAGGAACUGGGAGGCUUGCAUUCCGCACUGUUGCGCCUUCUUGCAACUAACUAUCCACACCUCUGCAUUGUGGAAGACUGGAUCUGUGAGGAACAGAUCACGGGCACUGAUGCCUUACUGAGGAGGAUGCUUCUUACAAACAUUGCGAAGAAUCACUCUCCCGUACAGCUCCAGGAAGCAUUUUCCAUGCUGCCUGGAAACCAUACCCAGCUGAUGCAGAUUUUAGAACAUUUAACGCUUCUCUCAGCUGGUGAAUUGAUCCCAUAUGCAGAAGUAUUGACAUCAAAUAUGAAUCGCUUGCUGAAUGCUGGAGUCCCUCGGAGGAUUCUUCAGACUGUCAAUAAACUUUGGAUGGUUCUUAACACUGUGAUGCCAAGAAGAUUGUGGGUGAUGACUGUUAAUGCUCUACAGCCUUCGGCAAAAAUAGUCCGACAGCAGAAAUACACUCAGAAUGAUCUGAUGAUUGAUCCUUUGAUUGUACUAAGAUGUGAUCCGAGAGUUCAUAGGAGUCCUCCCCUGAUGGAUAUAACUUUGCACAUGUUGAACGGAUAUCUUCUUGCUUCAAAAGCUUACCUCAAUUCUCACCUAAAAGAAACAGCAGAGCAGGACAUUAGGCCAUCCCAAAACAAUGCAAUGGGUCCAGAGGCCCCAGAAGUUACAAGGGAAGAAUUAAAAAAUGCAUUGCUUGCUGCUCAGGACAGUGCUGCUGUGCAGAUUCUUCUAGAGAUCUGCUUGCCUACAGAAGAAGAGAAAGCCCAGAGCAGUCAUACCCACAGUUUGCUAAAGAGUGUUCAUAGUACCAUAGGACCUAAGAGUCCUGAACUAGAGGAAGAAGAUAGCUUGCUGUGUAAUCUUCGAGAGGUCCAGUGUCUGAUCUGCUGUCUACUGCAUCAGAUGUAUAUAGCUGAUCCCAACAUAGUCAAACUAGUUCAUUUCCAGGGUUAUCCAUGUGAACUUCUGGCACUGACAGUGGCAGGGAUUCCAUCGAUGCACAUCUGUCUGGAUUUCAUACCGGAGCUCAUUGCCCAGCCUGAACUUGAAAAACAGAUAUUUGCCAUCCAGUUACUUUCAUUUUUGUGUAUCCAGUAUGCACUACCUAAAUCUCUCAGUGUGGCUCGUUUAGCUAUCAAUGUGAUGGGAACCCUACUCACGGUUUUAACCCAAUCGAAGCGCUAUGCUUUUUUUAUGCCGACCUUGCCUUGUUUGGUGUCAUUCUGUCAAGCCUUUCCUCCUUUGUAUGAGGAUAUUAUGUCUCUGCUGAUACAAAUAGGACAAGUUUGUGCCUCUGAUGUUGCUACACAGACGAGAGACUUUGACCCAAUUAUUACACGUCUCCAGCAACUAAAGGAGAAACCACAUGAAGUGUCAGGACUUUGUAAAGAUUCAUCUAACAAAAGUUGUUCAAGUGACAUUUCAAGCAUGGACCCUGAUGUUCAGUUAUGCCAGUGUGUUGAAAAUACUAUCAUUGAAAUAAUUAACAUGAGCGUAAGUGGAGUUUAGGAAUAACACAAAUUAAAUUGUACUCUAGCUAGUCCCACGGUCUGUGGUGCCUAAGUUUGGAGAAGGCUGCAAAAGUGGACUGAGGAACUGGAGCACAAGAAGUCCACGUUUUUCAUUCAUUUGAUUCAGUUAUGGCUGAAAAGAAAAUAACUCUUUAAAAGAGGCUUAUGUUGCUUCCAGUGAAAACUUUUGAGGCUGAUGGGGUUGGUGAGUAAUUUUAAGUGAAAACUAAGCGUGAUUUUCAGGCUUGCUCUGUUUCUGAAGUGAUACAGCAACACCCAAAAGGGUUUUAUAACACUGUGAAAACUGAAUACUCAAUUUGUUGAGAAAACACCAAAAUGAUGGGUAAGAAAAAUUUGAGAUUGACGUGCUUUGCUUAAGAUAAAUGAACUACUGUUCCAGAGCCUUGCAGAGCAAGAUGGAAUAAAAUACUCCAAGGAGGACUUGAAAAAGUGGGUUAAGUAAUUUGCACCAUCACACUGAUAACUAAGAAAAUGCUUUAACCUUUUGCUAUUUGUGUUUCAAACUAUUGGUCAAGGUUUCAGUUCAUGAAAUCAGGAACUUCAUUUAAAGAUCAGCCAGCCUUCAUUAGCAGUUUGAAACUGGUCUAAAUGUUUCUUUUAAAAAAAGUACUAGUAGUAUGAAAUGAGCUGUAUCAAUGUGAUUUUUAAAGAAUAUGUAUUUUGCAUGCAGCUCAGAUGGUUUAGUAUUUUUUAACAUCGCAUGGUUUAAAAGAGAUGAGAAAGACUUCAGGAAAUAAGUGCAAAAGUAUCUUAAAUUGUCAUCAGGAUAAGAUUAAAAAAAGACAUUAGUGUUGAGGGUGACUGACAGGAGCUAAAUUUCACUGUAAUGAAAGGAAUGACAGAUUUCAGCCAUAUCAGAGCGGUUACAUGCAGCUCAGUGGACAAGAAGGCUGAAUCCUUUGUGCUUCACACAUAAAGUUGGUUGUUCUUUCAUAGACAAAAGCUGCAGGAUUUAGCCUCAACAGCUAUGUUCUGUGGCACUGCAGAAGGGGGUGUGUGGUGCAAUAUUUGGGAGUUUCUUGAAGGUUGCACAAGCACUUACAUGAGGCAGCACAUGCUUUUGUGGCAGAGAAAGAACAUUAAGGUUUGGCUGUUGUGCCAGAAGUGAAUGUAGUCCUUCAACACACUUGAAUUGCUACACUUGUCAAUCUAUCACUUACUUUUCUCUUAAAAGACAACAUCCAGGUUCCUUAAAUAAGUAAAAUAUUUUUCAAUUAAAACCAGUUUAUAUCCCAGAAAUUAGUGGUCUGAUUCUUUAGUGUGGCCUUGGGAAAGAUCUUGCAUAUCUUGUCUUCUGCCUGUGUUGGACAGUGAUUUAGGAAGGCCAAUACUGAAUUGCCAAACACACUUGGGUUUGCAUUCCAGAAUUACCAGCGUGCUGUAACCACCCCGUAAUACCAUCUGGCUACCAAGUGUAUUUUUGUCAUCUCGAUGUAAAGUAUGUAAAUAAUCUUAAUGUAUGUAUUUUUUUGCCCUCUGUUUUAAGUGUAAUUUUAUAUGCUGUAGUGGUAUUUAAAUAAAAAAGAAAAGAAA